Messenger RNA from Telopea speciosissima, 904 nucleotides. RefSeq names its product dehydrodolichyl diphosphate synthase CPT3-like. The coding region runs from base 16 to 900 and encodes 294 amino acids. The transcript has a single exon. Gene Ontology annotation, biological process: polyprenol biosynthetic process. The record is from RefSeq and is a predicted model, not a curated record. Gene Ontology annotation, cellular component: endoplasmic reticulum. Lineage: Eukaryota; Viridiplantae; Streptophyta; Magnoliopsida; Proteales; Proteaceae.
GGGCAGGAUCUUGAAAUGGAGAACGGUAAUGGAAGCACCUUGCAACUACUGUUUCAAAGGCUUGUAGCAUUGAUCUGUGAUAUCUUGCAAAGGGUGUUUUUCAUGGUGCUCUCAGUAGGUCCCAUCCCCAACCAUAUUGCCUUCAUUAUGGAUGGGAACCGAAGGUAUGCUAAGAGCAGAAAACUAGGUCCAGGUGCUGGUCACAAGGCUGGGUUUUCAUCCCUCAUCCGCAUUCUUGAAUGUUGUUAUAAGUCAGGGGUGAAGUAUGUAACUGUCUAUGCUUUCAGUAUAGACAACUUCAAAAGAGACCCUAGUGAAGUUCAGUCCAUUAUGGAUUUGAUGCUGGAAAAAAUUGAUGAGUUGCUUAGGGAAGAAAGCAUUGUGAAUGGUCAUGGGAUUAGAAUUAAUUUCUUUGGGGAUUUGAAGCUCUUAAGUGAGUCUGUGAGGAUGGCAGCUGAGAAGACAAUGGCAGUGACUGCCAAGAACACCAACGUAGUGCUCUCAGUUUGUGUUGCUUAUACUUCUACUAAUGAAAUUGUCCAUGCUGUUCAAGAAUCAUGCAAAGAAAAAUUGGCACGAGCUCAAGUAUAUUCAAAUUUGAAUGGUGAAAUAAGAGAUUCUUUCAGAGGAUACACAGAACCUUCAGAGGAAGAGUAUUCCAUUACUUCGGAAGAUUUGGCGAGGCACAUGUAUUCAGCGGAGUUUCCAGAUCCUGACCUCUUGAUACGCACGUCUGGGGAAGCUCGCUUGAGCAAUUUCCUCCUUUGGCAUACUACUUUCUGCUACCUGCAUGUUCUAGAUGUUCUUUGGCCAGAGAUCUCACCUUGGUGGCUUGGAUGGGUGAUCUUGCAUUACCAAAGAGUAAAGCCUUACAUAGAUAAAAAGAAAGCAGCAUUAUAACUUC